UUCCUCUUGUUGAACAUUCUCUUCGUCGUGUGGACCUCGUUGAUCUCCCAACUCGCACACUUCCCAGAGCUAUCUCCAGCGCAUUUUUAUAGUCUUGUCGGCCCUUAUGAUCUCGUACCAAACCAGCUAGUUUUGAAAGCAGUACCGGGCACAAUCAUGUAUGUGUACGAUUUCUUGCAUACUCUACUGGCUCAUCUGCCUCUGCGAUACUGUCUUCUGUACGCGAAUAUUCGUUGUAGGUGGUCAACUUGCUAGAAGCGCUAUAAAUGCUCUAGUGAUGCGGUCGCUGGCUUGCCAGUGCUCUGUGCAAUGUCUGCAUACUUCACUGCAGUCCCUCAUCUCAUUGUCGGGACUUUCUGUCGCAUACAGUCCCAAAAGUCCUCCUCUAUGGGUUGUUGGUGACCUGCGCACUACAUUCAUGAGACGGUUUGCCGAAUCGCAUACGUGUUCCACACUCUGCCGAUAUUGAGAGAAUAUCGAUACAUCUCGUGCAGACAGGCGCUCUUCCAUCGCUACUCAUACUGUCGAGUGUAGUGCUACAGUUACAUGGCUUACUGACUGAUUUUAA
Molecule: messenger RNA, 568 nt
Organism: Laetiporus sulphureus 93-53
Lineage: Eukaryota; Fungi; Basidiomycota; Agaricomycetes; Polyporales; Laetiporaceae
Exons: 1
Coding region: 161-469 (102 amino acids)
Source: RefSeq, a predicted model, not a curated record